This is a messenger RNA of Porites lobata, 864 nucleotides long. The record is from the annotation of a GenBank genome assembly. Lineage: Eukaryota; Metazoa; Cnidaria; Anthozoa; Scleractinia; Poritidae.
CAGUCUUGUCCUGAGAAACCUGAAACUGAAUACAUGACGAUGGAUGAAUUCAGAUCUCCUGCAAUUUACACUGUAAAAGAUUACGAGAAUGUAGAAAACACCCAUGUGAAGAACGGUUUAUCUGAUCAAGGAGCAAACGACGAACGUUUGCAGGUGGAUUGUGGACCUUCUGCUCUGUCAUAUGAAAACUUUCCCGGUAGUACCUCGGGACAUUUUUCAGAGGAGAGAAACAAUCCUGAGGAGUAUGUUGAAAUGGGAAAUAGAAGAGGCGUACAGUCUGCGGAUAGUGGAGAUGAAUAUGGGCGCAAUACCUUACCCAAACAAAAAGAAGGCCCUGGAAAUCCAUUUCUCGUGAAAAGUGAGGAAUCCACAUCACCUACGAUUUCCCCUGAUAAACAUCACGAUAACAUAAGUGCAAAGAAUAGUUCAUCUAAUGGAGGUGAAAACGACGAACGUUUGAAGCUAGACUGUAAAGCUUGUGGUUUUUCUUACGAAAACUUUUCCGGCAGCAGCUCGGGACAUUUCUCAGCGGAGAGAACAGAUCCUGAGGAGUAUGUUGAAAUGGGAAAGAUAAGAGGCGUGCAGUUUGCAGAUAGUGAAGAUAAAAAUGGUCACAAUGGCUUAUCCAAAGAAGAAGAAGAACGCCCUGGAAAUCUGGUUCUAGUGGAAACUGAGAAACUCAGAUCAUCUGCAAAUUCCCCUGAUAAACAUUACGAGGACAUAAGUGCAAAGAAUGACGGUGAGAACGAUGAGCGUUUGCGGUUAGAUUGUAGAGCUUGUGGUUUGUCUUAUGAAAAUCGUCCUGGUAGCAGCACAAGUCAUUUUUCAGCGGAGAGAACCAAUCCUGUGGAGUAUGUCGAAAUG